CUGGAAAUGACUUUCUCCCUGGACUUUUCUUGGCUCCGGUGGAAAUGGCAAACCCAAAAUGGCUUUUCUCAGUCCCCUUCAGAAACCACACCACUGCUUUCUCCAGAGAUGGACAGGCAGAGCUACAACCCAACAGAGCAGCGGUUGGUGUACCCCAACAACAGCAUGUGUCACCAGGACUGGAAGAAGGUCUCCAGGAGGUACCCAGGCAACAGCAUCUGUACAACCAAGUACACUCUCCUCACCUUCCUGCCCCAGAAUCUCUUUGAGCAGUUUCAUAGGUGGGCCAACCUCUACUUUCUGUUCCUGGUGAUUCUGAACUGGAUGCCAUCCAUGGAAGUCUUCCACAGAGAGAUCACCAUGUUACCACUGGCCAUUGUCCUGUUGAUCAUCAUGGUCAAAGAUGGCAUAGAGGACUUCAAGAGAUAUUGCUUUGACAGGGAGAUGAACAGUGCCAGCAUUCAAAUAUAUGAAAGAAAAGAACAAAACUACAUGCAGAAGCGCUGGCAGGAUGUGUGUGUGGGAGACUUUGUCCAGAUGCGGUGCAAUGAGAUCGUUCCAGCUGACAUCCUCCUUCUCUUCUCCUCAGACCCCAGUGGGGUCUGCCAUCUGGAAACUGCCAACUUGGAUGGAGAGACGAACCUCAAGCAGAGGCGUGUUGUGAAGGGCUUCUCACAGCAGGAGGUGCAGUUCCAACCAGAGCACUUCCACAGCACCAUCGUGUGUGAAAAGCCGAACAACCAUCUCAGCAAGUUUAAGGGCUAUAUGGAACAUCCUGAUCAGACCAGGACUGGCUUUGGCAGCGAGAGUCUUCUGCUCCGAGGCUGCACCAUCCGAAACACCGAGGUGGCAGCUGGCAUCGUCAUCUACGCAGGCCAUGAGACAAAAGCCAUGCUGAACAACAGUGGCCCCCGAUACAAACGCAGCAAAAUCGAGCGGCGCAUCAACACAGAUAUCUUCUUCUGCAUCGGCCUCCUCUUCCUCAUGUGCCUCAUUGGAGCUGUAGGCCACAGCCUCUGGAAUGGUACCUUUAAAGAGCAUCCUCCCUUCGAUGUACCAGAUGAAGAUGGGAACUUCCUCUCUCCUGCCCUUGGAGGUUUCUAUAUGUUCCUUACAAUGAUCAUCCUACUCCAGGUGUUGAUCCCGAUCUCCUUGUAUGUAUCCAUUGAGCUGGUAAAGCUUGGGCAAGUGUUCCUCCUUCACAACGACCUUGACCUAUAUGAUGAAGAAACUGAUUUGUCCAUUCAAUGUCGAGCUCUAAACAUUACAGAGGACCUGGGCCAGAUCCAGUACAUCUUCUCUGACAAGACAGGGACCCUGACAGAAAACAAGAUGGUGUUCCGGCGUUGUACUAUUGUGGGCAGUGAAUAUUGUCACCAAGAAAAUGCCAAGAGACUGGAGAUGCCAAAGGAGCUGGACUCAGAUGGCGAGGAGUGGACCCAGUACCAAUGUCUGUCCUUCCCACCUAGAUGGGCCCAGGGCUCAGCAACGAUGAGAAGCCAAGGAGGUGCCCAGCCUCUGAGGAGGUGCCACAGUGCCCGGGUUCCUAUCCAGAGCCACUCCCGGCAAAGAUCUGUGGGGCGCUGGGAAGUUACACAGCCUCCUGUGGCCUUCAGCAGCUCAAUAGAAAAAGAUGUGACUCCUGACAAAAACCUCCUGAGCAAGGUGCGAGAUGCUGCCCUGUGGCUGGAGACCUCAGAUACCAGACCCGCCAAGUCUUCGCACUCCACCACUGCCUCCAUUGCUGACUUCUUUUUGGCCUUAACCAUCUGCAACUCUGUCAUGGUGUCCACAACCACUGAGCCCAGAAAGAGGGUUACCACUCCACCAGCCAGCAAGGCUCUGGGGACAUCCUUGGAGAAGAUUCAACAGCUCUUCCAAAGGCUGAAGCUUCUGAGUCUCAGCCAAUCAUUCUCAUCCACAGCCCCCUCUGACACAGAUCUAGGAGAGAGUCUGGGACCCAACAUGCCUGCCACAGACUCCGAUGAGAAAGAUGACACAUCUGUGUGUAGUGGAGACUGUUCUACUGAUGGUGGCUACCGGAGCAGCACGUGGGAGCAAGGUGACAUCCUGGGGUCUGAGUCAGGCACUUCUCUGGAGGAGGGGCAGGAGGGCCCAGCUCUCAGCCUAGAUGGACCAGAACUGUGCUACGAAGCUGAAAGCCCUGAUGAGGCAGCUCUAGUGCAUGCGGCCCGUGCCUACAGUUUUACACUAGUGUCUAGGACACCUGAGCAGGUGACUGUGCGUCUGCCCCAGGGCAUCUGCCUCACCUUUGACCUCCUUUUCACGCUGGGCUUUGACUCUGUCCGGAAGAGAAUGUCAGUAGUGGUGAGGCACCCACUGACAGGUGAGAUCAUCGUCUACACCAAGGGUGCUGACUCGGUUAUCAUGGACCUGCUGGAAGAUCCAUCCUGUGUGAGUGAUAUUGAUGUGGAAAAGAAGCUGAAGAGAAUCCGAGCCCAGACCCAAAAACACCUGGACUUGUAUGCAAGAGAUGGCCUUCGAACCCUGUGCAUCGCUAAGAAGGUUGUAGAUGAGGAGGACUUCCAGAGGUGGGCCAGUUUCCGUCGUGAGGCUGAGGCAUCCCUUGACAACCGAGAGGAACUUCUGAUGGAGACAGCCCAGCACCUGGAGAAUCACCUCACUUUGCUUGGAGCCACUGGGAUUGAAGAUCGACUCCAAGAAGGAGUUCCUGAUACCAUCGCUGCUCUGCGGGAGGCUGGAAUCCAGCUCUGGGUUUUGACAGGAGAUAAACAGGAGACAGCAAUCAAUAUCGCAUAUUCCUGCAAACUGCUAGAUCAGACCGACACCGUGUACUCGAUUAACACUGAGAGUCAGGAAACCUGCGAGUCCAUCCUCAACUGUGCAUUGGAAGACGUAAAGAGAUUUCAUGAACCGCAGCAGCCAGCCAGAAAACUCUGUGGGUACCGCAUCCCAUCUACGAUGCCAUCUGUUAACUCUGGAGCUAUGGCUCCUGAAAUUGGACUGGUCAUUGAUGGGAAGACACUAAAUGCAAUUUUCCAGGGAAAGCUGGAAAAUAAGUUCCUGGAAUUGACCCAGUACUGUCGGUCUGUCCUGUGCUGUCGUUCCACGCCACUGCAGAAGAGUAUGAUUGUCAAACUGGUUCGAGACAAGUUGAGCGUCAUGACUCUUUCCAUAGGGGAUGGAGCGAAUGACGUAAGCAUGAUUCAGGCUGCUGAUAUUGGCAUUGGAAUAUCUGGGCAGGAAGGCAUGCAGGCUGUCAUGUCCAGUGACUUUGCCAUUGCCCGCUUCAGCCACCUCAAGAAGCUGCUGCUUGUGCACGGCCACUGGUGUUACUCGCGCCUGGCCAGGAUGGUAGUGUAUUACUUCUAUAAGAACGUGUGCUACGUCAACCUGCUGUUCUGGUACCAGUUCUUCUGUGGUUUCUCUGGCUCCACCAUGAUUGACUAUUGGCAGAUGAUAUUCUUCAAUCUCUUCUUCACGUCCUUGCCACCCAUCAUCUUCGGAGUCCUCGAUAAAGAUGUCUCUGCAGAAACACUCCUGGCAUUGCCCGAGUUAUACAAGAGUGGCCAGAACUCUGAGUUCUACAACCUGCCAAAGUUCUGGGUUUCCAUGGCUGACGCAUUCUACCAGAGCCUCAUCUGUUUCUUUAUCCCUUACCUGACCUAUUGGGGUUCAGACAUAGAUGUCUUUACUUUUGGAACACCAAUCAACACUAUCUCCCUCACCACCAUCCUCUUGCACCAGGCAAUGGAAAUGAAGACAUGGACUGUCCUCCAUGGCCUUGUCCUCCUCGGCAGCUUCCUGAUGUAUUUCGUGGUUUCCCUAAUAUACAACGCCACUUGUGUCACCUGCAACAGCCCCACCAAUCCCUACUGGGUGAUGGAAAGGCAGCUCUCAGACCCCACGUUCUACCUCAUCUGCCUCCUCACACCAGCUGUGGCUCUUCUACCAAGGUAUUUUCUCCUGGCUCUACAAGGGACAUAUGGGAAGUCUCUAAUCUCAAAAGCUCAGAAAAUUGACAAGCUGCCCAUAGACAAAAGAAACCUUGAAAUCCAGAACUGGAGAAGCAAACAGAGGCCUGCCCCUGCCUCUGCUUCUGCCUCAGCUCCUGAGUGUGCUAGCCCUGUCCACACUGGGCCCCCAUGCCAUCCAGUGCCACCUGAAGCACAGCAGGACUUUGGAGCCAGUACCUCAAAGAGCUCUAGCCCUCCCAGACAGAAGCUUGUGGAAGACUGGGUUCUCCAGGGUCCACGAUGUAGCAGAGAGCAGUCUAGGGAUGACACCUGCUCAGGAGAUAACUUGGCUAAACUUUCUUCUGGGGAAUGCCUUCUGGACCCAAACAGGACAGUGGCUCCCAUGGCCUAUUCCAGGGGUCAAAAGGAUGUAUCUCGACACUCAAGGAAAGGCAGCCAUCGACGAUCUCAGAGUUCAUUAACCAUAUGA
Messenger RNA from Apodemus sylvaticus (European woodmouse), 4428 nucleotides. RefSeq names its product ATPase phospholipid transporting 10B (putative) (gene Atp10b). Gene Ontology annotation, molecular function: ATP hydrolysis activity; ATP binding; ATPase-coupled intramembrane lipid carrier activity. NCBI's taxonomy places the organism in Eukaryota, Metazoa, Chordata, Mammalia, Rodentia, Muridae. Gene Ontology annotation, biological process: phospholipid translocation. Bases 7 to 4428 code for a protein of 1473 amino acids. The record is from RefSeq and is a predicted model, not a curated record. Gene Ontology annotation, cellular component: plasma membrane. The transcript is spliced from 22 exons.